Molecule: messenger RNA, 795 nt
Organism: Aspergillus melleus
Lineage: Eukaryota; Fungi; Ascomycota; Eurotiomycetes; Eurotiales; Aspergillaceae
Exons: 1
Coding region: 1-795 (264 amino acids)
Source: RefSeq, a predicted model, not a curated record
AUGAGUAAUUUCGACAUGCUGAGAAAGCUUCAAAUACCGUGGGCGUUUCUGAUGGGGUUCGAAUAUAAUACUUCCAGGCGAUUACAGGAUGUGCUUCCGAGAAAUAUCGAGGUCCUGGUGGUUACGGAUGAGUUGCACUAUCAGAAUAGGGAAUGGGAAAGAGAUGAAGAUGAUGAAGAUGAUGAAGAUGAUGAAGAUGAUGAAGAUGAUGAAGAUGAUGAAGAUGAUGAAGAUGAUGAAGAUGAUGAAGAUGAUGAAGAUGAUGAAGAUGAUGAAGAUGAUGAAGAUGAUGAAGAUGAUGAAGAUGAUGAAGAUGAUGAAGAUGAUGAAGAUGAUGAAGAUGAUGAAGAUGAUGAAGAUGAUGAAGAUGAUGAAGAUGAUGAAGAUGAUGAAGAUGAUGAAGAUGAUGAAGAUGAUGAAGAUGAUGAAGAUGAUGAAGAUGAUGAAGAUGAUGAAGAUGAUGAAGAUGAUGAAGAUGAUGAAGAUGAUGAGAAUGAUGAAGGUCCUCUGCCAGGGCCUCUGUGGUCGUGGUCAUAUUAUGGCAUUCUGCGCGUCCUUCGAUCGUGGUUAACAGAUCGGAUCACCUAUACACCGUAUAUUCGUUGUGUUUCUGUCGUCGUAGGAUACGGAGGAUUCCACGACUGGGAUUUUUGGAGUCCCCGUUUCGUGGACCUAGGUCUGCAGGUUGGAGUUCAAGUGGAACUCCUCAACCUCUCUCCGAAUUUCCCUCAUCUGUACGGUGAGCUGGAGAGACGGGAUCCGUGGAUCGCAGAUACAAUGUUACCGCUUGAAUAG